Passer montanus (Eurasian tree sparrow) is the source of this 1248-nucleotide messenger RNA. RefSeq names its product zinc finger protein 48-like. The transcript has 5 exons. Lineage: Eukaryota; Metazoa; Chordata; Aves; Passeriformes; Passeridae. Gene Ontology annotation, molecular function: RNA polymerase II cis-regulatory region sequence-specific DNA binding; DNA-binding transcription factor activity, RNA polymerase II-specific. Bases 1 to 837 code for a protein of 278 amino acids. Gene Ontology annotation, biological process: regulation of transcription by RNA polymerase II. The record is from RefSeq and is a predicted model, not a curated record.
AUGUUGGGGCGGCACUUCCUGGGUCAGCGGCGGCGGCUCCAUCCGCUCCCGGGCGGAGCUUCCCGGAGCGGCCGGGGGAGCCCCGGGCCCCCGGAGCAUCGCCGGUCCGGGGGUCCCUGGGGGUCCCUGGGGGUCCCGAGCCCCCCGUGCCCGGCUGGGGAGGAGCGCAGGAGGCGGCACCAUGCAGGAGAGCUACGAGUCCCUGAUCCUGCUGGAUUUCCCCAUCCCCAAGCCCAACAUCGUGUCCCGGCUGGAGCCCGAGGAGGAGCUGGGGGUGCCCGACCCCAACGACUCCAAGGAGUGGGAGAUCCUCAGGGUGGCCCCCGCAGACGACGCCCCCGCCAGCGACGAGGACCCCGAGGACCCUGCCCCCGCCGCCACGCCCCCGCGCGGCCCCGCCCCCUGCGCCAGGUGGGCCCGUGCGGGCGGAGCUUCGGGCGCAGCGCCCACCUGAGCGCGCACCUGCGGGCGCACCUGGGCGAGCGGCCCUACACCUGCGGCGAGUGUGGGCGGGGCUUCAGCUACAGCUCCGCCUUCCUCAAGCACCGCCACGCCCACGGCCAGGAGGGCGGCGCCAGGAGGAGGAGGAGGAGGAAGGGCGCGCCCUGCGCACCCGGCCACGCCUGCGGGGCGGGGCUGGCAGAGGGCCACGCCCUCCUGGCGCACCUGCGCGCCGAGGACACGCCCCUGGGCUGUGCCACGCCCCUGGGCUGUGCCACGCCCCUGGGCUGUGCCACGCCCCUGGGCUGUGCCACGCCCUACACCUGCGGGGAUUGUGGGAAGGGCUUCGGGGGAAGCUCCGCCCUCAUCCGGCACCAGCGGCUGCACCUGGGCUAGGAGGGACCGGAACCGGAACCGGAACCGGGACUGGGACUGGGACAGGGAAACUUCCAGAACUGGAACUGGAACCGGAACUGGAACCUGGACUGGGAAACUUCCAGAGCCGGGACUGGAACUGGGACCGGGACUGGGACAGGGAAACUUCCAGAACUGGGACUGGUCGGGGCUGGAACUGGAACCAGAACUGGGAAACUUCCAGAACUGGCACUGGAACUGAGACUGGAACCGGAACCAGAACCGGGACUGGGACUGGGAAACUUCCGGAACUGGGACCAGAACCAGGAAACUUCCGGAACCAGGACUGGGAAACAACCGGAACUGGGACCAGAAUCUGAACUGGAACUGGAACCGGGACUGGGAAACUUCGGGAACCAGGGCCAGAACUGAGAUGGGAACUGGAACCGGAAC